CAACUCAAACGUCUACCAUUUGCCUUGUACACUGAAAGAUUGCUUCCAGACCUGGUACUGACUCUAAAAAAAGAAACAGAACUUUGGAAGGCAGAAACGCACAGAAGAACUGAAAGAAGGAUUAAAACUAAAGGCGCUGAAAAAAACUUGUUCGGCAGCAUUUUUCUGUUUUGUCUGGCUUGUUCACUAAUUCCCUGGCAAAUAUCUGUGACUGUUAAAAUGGCAAACAUCAAUGGAUCCUUUUACCAACUCAUUGAAGACUGUGAAGCCACACACAAGGCACUGUAUAAGUUCUAUGCAGCUGUCAUGAUUGUGAUUUUUAUCUUGGCUUUGCCUCUGAAUGCAUCGGUCCUCCACCUCUUCAUAUUCAAGCUCAAGUUCUGGAAAUCCAACACCAACAAUGUCUUCCUCUUCAACCUGGUCCUGGCUGACAUUCUCCUGCUCUUCUGUUUGCCAAUAAAGGCAUAUAACUUCAUCGACGGAGAGAGGAGGAGUAAGAACGACACCGUCUGCAAAGCUAUGCUCUUCAUGUUGUUUUUAAACCGCGGCGCCAGCAUCGCCUUCCUAACAGUGACUUCCAUUGAUCGAUACUUUAACGUGGUGCACCCUGGUCGAAAGAAUCUCCUAAAAGCGCUCAAGAAAUCUCCUCAGAUCUCCAUUCUCAUCUGGCUGCUACUUCUGCCUCUCACCAUCCCCACCAUGCUCAAGAACUUUGAUUGCUGCAACAGCCACAAAAGCGACGCAAAAGACGACACCUUAGUCAAGGAUGUGGUGGACAGCAUGAGAGAGGUGGUCUUCUUCACUCAGAUCCUCAUCCCUUUCGUCAUCCUGGUCUACUGCACGGUGCACAUCGUCAACCGGCUCAGGAAGAAAACAGUCGGGGACAAAACCAAGCUGAAGAGGGCAGUGUUUCUGGUGAUGUCCGUCAUGGUGGUCUUCUCCUUUUGCUUCCUCCCCUGCACCAUAGCCAGGAUGGUUCUGCUGAUCGUGCGGGUCCAGGAAUUGAGUGAAUCCGCCCAGGAUAAAGCUGCUGUGGCCUUCGACGGCCUCAUGGUCCUCUCCUAUAUGGACUGUCUACUGGAUCCACUAGUCUACUGCUUCUGUAGCACCAAGUUUAAAGGGCUUUAUCUCUCCAACUACUUCCCGUUUUUAGUAAAAGAUGGUGCAGUGCCGUUAGAGAGCUCAACAGGAAACACAACACAGCCUCCACGCAAUAAUGUAAUUUGAAGUUAAUGUAAACAAAGGAUGGGUAGCUGCUGUACAGAGUGUAGGCUCUCUCUGUAGGGACACCUGUUCAAACCAACAGGAGACUGACUGUGCAGAAGAAAUGUACUGACUUCAUGAAAGAGGUCUCUGAAGGUAAAGUGUGCUAUGAAGAUGAGGCAUAUGAUCAUUAUUUAACUUGCUAUUUUCUCAAUAUUCCUCAGACAAACAGAAGUACAAAUUAUAAAUAGCAGGGACCGUUAGGGUCUUUGGUGUCAUGAGUUUUUAGUAUCAUGAGCUGGUAAAAUGAAUAUCAUGUGUUUUUCAGUCCAGUAGAUCUCACACAAUAGUGGCUUGAGGGGUGAAAUUGAAAACAGAAUCUAUUAGGGGAAAUGCCUCCCAGCUAAAAUAUUCACAUCUGUUUUUCGGUUUGUCUUGGACAGUGAACCAUAGAAACAUUCUGUUCAAAAACAGGAAUUUUAUCUGUACUAUGAAAUCAUACCAAUGUCAUACAGCCUUUGUCUUGUCAAGCAAGCAUUGGUAUAUAUAUAUAUAUAUGUGUAUGUAGCUGACCCUAAAACAGAUGGGCCAUAGUCUGUCCCCUAUUACAUAAGACUUCAAGUCCUUCUCCUGUAGUGUGGACUACACAAAAGUCUACACUCUUUCUUCCUCAAGAAUGCUGGGACUUAGUCCCUGCCUCUUUUUUCACUCACCCAUCCUGACUCAUGGCAGCUCGAGCACACCAGCUCACAUGUUUGAACCUAACAAUCGAUCCUGAAGAAGAAGAAUGUCAUGGAGUCCCAACCUGCAAGUUCAUAAGAUCAGUCUCUUAAGUUUGCUAUGUAUGAAACUCUGGAAGUCUGAAUCCAUGCUUUUGAGAUUGUCAUCAGCACACUGCAGAUUCAAGGUGGAAAUAUUCAGCCAAGGUGUUGAUUUCGUGUUUUGGUAAUGAUAAGUCUUUUAGCAUAUAAAAACAUCACAUAGCCAAGUUAACAAGAUCAAAAAAAAAUAGAUUUUCACCAGAAGACACUGGUUACUAAUGCUGAUUUAAUAUUGUGUUGUAAAACUGUUCAUACUGUAUGUAUAGAGGUAUGGGGGUAAUUGCUAUGUAAAUGUUUUCUGUCUAGAGUACGUUCUUGUAAAUACAUUUAUGAAAAGGUUACAGUAAACUGCUCCUCAUUGUUAGGAACACCCGCCAUUAACCGAGUACGCAAAGUCACAUCCCUCAAAGUGUCAAAUUCCCCUGAAUAACAGUAUAAAUCAUGAGUCAUAAUUUAAACCGGACUGAACUGCACUUCAUCCAGAAUUACUCACACAAAGUUCACUGUACCUGUAUAAGUCACUGGGAUGACUUCACUCGUUCUAAGGAAUCAUCAAUGGAAAUGAUACAGUGACUGAGGUUAUGUCUACUUUUCACUGUCUGACUAUAAAUAGACUCACUUAAGUAAUCAAUGAGCUGGAGUCUGGUGAGUCUACGUUGCAUUUCAUAUAAAAUUGACGUCUUUGGUGUGUUUAAAGAUUAAUCAGUGUGAGUCACCAACAACAUCAUUGAUUUCUAUUUGCAAUGACAUUGUUUGAAAAGGUGAAACUGUAAUGUUAUACUGACACACUGUGGAAUAUUCAAAAACUUUCUUGUAAAAAAAAAAAAAAUAAAAAAAAAA
Messenger RNA from Amphiprion ocellaris (clown anemonefish), 2864 nucleotides. RefSeq names its product G protein-coupled receptor 31 (gene gpr31). The coding region runs from base 220 to 1227 and encodes 335 amino acids. Gene Ontology annotation, molecular function: G protein-coupled receptor activity. Lineage: Eukaryota; Metazoa; Chordata; Actinopteri; Pomacentridae. The transcript has 3 exons. Gene Ontology annotation, cellular component: membrane. Gene Ontology annotation, biological process: G protein-coupled receptor signaling pathway. The record is from RefSeq and is a predicted model, not a curated record.